Molecule: messenger RNA, 783 nt
Organism: Drosophila nasuta
Lineage: Eukaryota; Metazoa; Arthropoda; Insecta; Diptera; Drosophilidae
Product: salivary glue protein Sgs-3-like
Exons: 2
Coding region: 69-671 (200 amino acids)
Source: RefSeq, a predicted model, not a curated record
AAUUGGCAAAGUUGAGCCCCAAAAUGCAUCAGAUUCUUUCCUCCCUUCGAGAAGUACUGUGAUCCAUCAUGAAAAUCACCAUUGCUUGUCUUAUUGCGAGCUUCUUGCUCAUCAACUGCAUCGGCGUCUCUGAGGGAGGUUGUGGUUGCCCCACUAAAUCAACGACAACUCGUUGCACGAAGGCACCCACCAAAUGCCCCACAAUACCCACUCGUAGACCUACACCACCCACUGGCAGACCCACACUACCCACUCGCCCACCUACACUACCCACUCGUACACGGCCUACACGACCCACUGGCAGACCCACACUACCCACUCGCCCACCUACACGAACCACCCGCAGGACUACCCGCAGGACCACUCGCAGGACCACUCGCAGGACCACUCGCAGAACCACCCGCAGGACCACUCGCAGGACCACCCGCAGGACCACUCGCAGGACCACUCGCAGGACCACUCGCAGGACUACUCGUAGAACCACUCCAAGAACUACUACUCCAAGGCCAACCCAGCCAUGGUCGCCAUGCAAGCCAUGUGGCCCUGGAGGUAGAGCUUGUCCUGGCUGCUCAGAGCAACCGAAGCUCUGCGAAGAGUUGUUGGCCCAAAUCAAGGAACUCGAGGACCUGAUCAGAGUUUGUGUCUGCGGUCAGAGCCGUUGGUUGGUCUAAGAUGAAAAUUGAAGGAAUUACGACACGAACACUUGACAAACGCGCACGAUUUUGUUAAUUAAUUGGUACAAUUUUGUUUAUUUAAUAAAAAUUAGAUAUUGUUGCAUAUUAA